Messenger RNA from Fraxinus pennsylvanica, 654 nucleotides. NCBI's taxonomy places the organism in Eukaryota, Viridiplantae, Streptophyta, Magnoliopsida, Lamiales, Oleaceae. The record is from the annotation of a GenBank genome assembly.
AUGGCUAAUAGAAUUGAUCAAGAGUAUGAUUAUAUUUUCAAGAUCGUAUUGAUUGGGGAUUCGGGUGUUGGGAAAUCCAACAUUUUGUCCCGAUUUACGAGAAAUGAGUUCUGCUUGGAGUCCAAAUCCACCAUUGGAGUUGAGUUUGCCACCAAAACUCUUAAGAUAGAAGGAAAGACGGUGAAGGCCCAAAUAUGGGACACAGCAGGCCAGGAGAGGUACAGAGCCAUUACCAGUGCUUACUACAGAGGGGCUGUUGGCGCACUCCUUGUUUAUGACGUAACCAAGAGACAAACCUUCGACAACAUCCAAAGGUGGCUUCAGGAAUUGAGACAACACGCAGACUCUAACAUUGUAAUCAUGAUGGCCGGAAACAAAUCCGAUCUUAACCAUCUAAGAGCAGUUGCGGAUAACGAUGGUCAAACUUUGGCUGAGACCGAAGGACUCUCAUUCCUUGAAACAUCGGCACUAGAAGCAUAUAAUGUCGACAAGGCUUUCCAGUCUAUUUUGACGGAAAUAUACCAUAUCAUCAGCAAGAAGGCAUUGGCAGCCCAAGAAGCAGCGGCUGCCACUGCACUUCCCGGCCAGGGUACCACAAUCAAUGUCAGCAUUUCACAUGGGAAUACCAAGAGGGGCGGCUGCUGUUCUACUUGA